Molecule: messenger RNA, 1617 nt
Organism: Aedes albopictus (Asian tiger mosquito)
Lineage: Eukaryota; Metazoa; Arthropoda; Insecta; Diptera; Culicidae
Exons: 2
Coding region: 1-1617 (538 amino acids)
Source: RefSeq, a predicted model, not a curated record
AUGGCCUUCCGGAGCAAGGCUAGAGCUCAAGCGGAGAAGAAAAUAGAAGGCAAGUUUCUAGCACUGAUCAACGCACCAAACCAGACUCAUAACGUUGAAGAACCAUCAUUGAAUGACAAGGCCAUUUUGAAUGCUACAACCGUAGAUCUGCCAGCAGAAGUGGAGCACUUACUAAGCCUAGGUUCAAAAUUCGCACUACCAUACAAACAUUUGGCCGAAGUUCCGAUGUUCCACUUCAUAGCGGAUGUGGAGUCUAUCAUCAAGACUAAUAACGAUGCGGCGGUACAGGAUCGAACCCGAUGCGCCGUGGCCAAUCAGAUCCAGAACUACCUACACAGGAUGCAGAAUACGGACACCAACGACCCAAAAGCGAGGUUCUAUUAUAACGCCGAAAAACGCACCAAGGCCUUUCUCAAAGCGCAUCCUGGGAUCAUCGUGGUGAAUUCGGACAAAGGCAAUCGAACAGUAGUGAUGGAGCGGACAGACUACACGUCCAAGAUGAAAAGUCUACUGGAGGAUAGUAAAACGUACCGACAGGUAACAAAAGACCUAACGAACGGGUUCCAGAAUCAGAACAACACCAUCGUGAAACGGCUUCAGGAUCUCAAGCUAAUUGAUCCCUAUCACGCAUCGAGAUUGAAGACCUACAAAGCAGUGUGUCCUAAAAUCUAUGGUCUGCCCAAGGCACACAAACCCGGCCUUCCAUUGAGACCUGUUGUACCCUGCGUGACCGCGCCGACCUAUGAGCUCUCCAAAUUCGUAGCGAACGUGCUUCAAAAAGCUAUAGUGAGUAAGUACAACAUAAAGGAUUCCUUCUCCUUUUGCGAUUACGCUAACUCGAUUGAGCUCCCGGAAGGAUACAUCCUGGUCUCGUUUGAUGUAGUAGCACUUUUCCCGUCCAUCCCCAAAAGUCUCAUGAAGCAGAGCAUCUUCAAACACUGGGACGAGAUCAAGAAACAUACAGCUAUUUGUCUUGAUCUGUUCUGGGAAGUCACAGAGUUCUGUAUAGAUGCCAGUUAUUUCGUGUUCGAAGGGACGUAUUAUCAGCAAAUCUUCGGUACAGCAAUGGGAAGCCCACUGUCGCCGAUAAUUGCCGAGUACGUGAUGGAGGAUCUUCUGGACGAUGCAGUAGCCGCCACCACCGUGGUCAUUCCGUAUCUGAAAAAGUACGUUGAUGACCUUUUCCUGGCGCUCCCAGUCGAGAAAGUCGAAGAAGUACUCAACGUCUUCAACCAACAAAACACGAACAUUCAGUUUACCGUCGAAAAGGAAGAAAACUGCCGACUGCCCUUCCUCGACUUGCUGCUGGUACGCCAAGAGGACCGCACAAUCAAAACAGAAUGGUACAGGAAAGCAAUCUCGUCGGGUAGAUUCCUGAACUACCAUUCAGGACAUCCGAUGAGUCUCAAGAUGAACGUCGCCUUCAACUUUGCCAAACGGGUCCUCCGGUUUUCAACAAAUCUGAGUCUGAAAAAAGCAAAAUCAAUAAUUUUCGGGCUCCUGAGGACCAACGAUUACCCCUCGAACAUUAUCAAUCGAGUGAUACAUCGUAUAAGUGGUAGUCCAACCGACGAAACAGCUAUGGAAACUGUGCUGAUUGCGAUGCUUGCUAUAUAG